GCGCUGCUCAGUCCCCACCAUGUCAUCUUUUAGCGAUCCGUCGCUAGCGGGCGCGGAGGUGCUCCUGCUACGGACGGGGGACUUGGCCAUGACCCGUUCGGCCUCGACCUCAUCUCGACCCCGAGACCUGCACUCCCACCUCACUGCCGUCCCAUGCGGAGACGAGAUUAAGCGCAGGGUAUGGCAAGAAGCGCGCGCAAGCGCAUCAGCUAUGUGCUGCCGCUGGCCAACUCGGCGGGCGGUCACCGGCUCGGCGUCAAUGGGCUGGCCGUCGACCCGCAGAGUGCGACGCUCUACUCGGGCGGGCGCGACGGCGUGAUAUGCGCCUGGGACCUGGGGCUCGACCUCCGCGCCGCCGACGAAGAGCUCGACCCGUUCGCGGACCACCACGCCGCCGACUACAAGCCGCCGCCGACGCAGUUCCGCUCGCAGGUGCAGGCGCACACCCACUGGAUCAACGACCUCGUGCUGGCCAAUGCCGGCGCCGCCCUCGUCUCGGCCUCGUCCGACAUCACCGUCAAAGUCUGGCGCCCGGCCGCCCACGAUUCGGCGCCCCCCGCGACCAUUGGCCUGCACACCGACUACGUCAAGCGCGUUGCGUCGCCCGGCCAGGCCGAGAGCUGGGUCGCGUCGGGCGGCCUGGACAGGAAGAUCAGCCUGUGGGACCUCAAUGGCGGCGGCCGGCGGCUGGAGAUUGACGUGGGCGAGGAGGACAACACCUCGGCCAAGGGCUCUGUCUAUGCCCUGGCUGCGUCGCCCAGCAUCAUCGCCAGCGGCGGGCCCGAGAGCGUCGUGCGCGUGUGGGACUCGCGCACCGGCAAGCGCAUCACCAAGUUCGUCGGCCACACCGACAACGUGCGCGACAUCCUCGUGGCCCAGGACGGCGAGACCAUCCUGACCGCCUCGUCGGACCAGACGGUCAAGGUGUGGUCCAUGACGGCCGGCCGCUGCAUGUACACCCUCACCAUGCACAACGACAGCGUGUGGUCACUGUUCUCCGAGGACCCCCAGCUGUCCACCUUCUACUCGUCCGACCGCUCGGGCAUCGUCGCCAAGACCGACGUGCGCAACUGCGCCGAGUGGGACGAGGGCAUAUCGGUUGCCGUAUGCCAGGAGCACGAGGGCGUCGCCAGGGUUGUCAGCGCCGGCGACUAUCUCUGGACGGCCACCUCGAGCUCCAGCAUCAACAGGUGGAGCAACGUCGACACCAGCGCCGAAGUCGAGCUGCCCGAGUCCUACAAGUGGCACAGAAACAGCGUCGCCACGACGCGCUCACGCUACCCUUCGCCGCCCGCACACAGCCCGCCGACGAACGGCACCACUGCCAAGAUCCCUGGACGGGCUCUCCUCCGCAUGUCGAACGCCGCGCCCUACCCGCAGCUGUACACCAAGGACCCGGACGCGUCGACGCUGGCCAGCGCGCGGAAGCCGACAGACGCUCCGGCUGAGCAUGGAGGCAUCAUACCUGUGCGAAGCGCGCCGGAUUUCUGCAUCGAAGGCCAGAACGGUCUCAUGAAACACCACCUCCUCAACGACCGCAGACGAGUCUUGACCAUGGACACAGCCGGAGAAUGCAUGCUCUGGGAUCUCAUACAGUGCAGCCCGAUCAAGUCGUUCGGCAAACGGCACAUGGAGGACGUUCUCCCCGAGGUGAACACCCAGGAGAGCGUCGCUCACUGGUGUGCUGUCGACACACGGAUAGGAACACUGACCUGCGUGCUCGAGGAGAACUACUGCUUUGACGCGGAGAUGUAUGCCGACGACCUGGAGCUGGAAGAACAGAUUGAGUUCCGCGACGAUCACAGGAUCAACCUAGGGAAGUGGGUGCUGCGCUACCUGUUCUCCAACCUCAUCGACGAGGAGAUCAAGCGCGACGAGGCCUACCGCGCCAAAUUGCUGCAAGAGAAACAGCAAGAGGCACAGACAAGUCGGCCAACAGCGAUCGAGAUGCCAAACGUCAGCAUCAACGGCUGGGAUCCUUCAGGGCCUACAUCUGGCUCUACAUUGAAAGGCAACGGCUUCCACUUUCCUCACACACCCGGGAUGGGCAUUGGCUUGGCGACUCCGCAGCUACCGCCUCACAGCGCUGGGCGGGGAGCACACAACAACGCACUUCUCACACCAACACACGAAGAGGGCAACCAGCUCGAACCUACGAAAUCGCAACGAAGCUCGACUCAAGAUGGCCAGGAUUACUUCGGACAAAGCGCACCCACCAACGGCAACGGUAAUGGUAACGGUAAGCCUGCAGAGACCGCUGCUGAGCCGAAAGAAGAGACGGUGUCGUCGCCCACCGCAGAGGACACCCCGUCGAAGAAGGGCAAGGGCAUGUUCGGCAAGAAGUUCAACAUGGGCUUCAGCAAGAAGAUGUUCGCGACCGGCACCGCAAUCGCCGCCGAGGUACCCAAGCCGGUGGUCGACGAGAAGGCAGAAGACAGCGACUCGCGGUCGACCAAGACUGACGAGAAGAUCUUCGACGACAACUUCGGCGGCUCCAUACAACGCAUACGACACGGCUACGAAGAGGCUCUCAGCUCGGGCGUGACGGACCUGGUCGCAGCGAUUGCGCCCAGCUUGCCCAACGACACGCCUGUGCUAAAGCCGCCCGCCAUGACCACGAUCCUCAUCCAGGAAGACCGGCCCGGGUCCGGUGGUGUCGCCGAUCUGUUCGAGGGCAAGGUCGGCACGCUGGCGCUGCAGGCCGAUCUGAUUGAGAAAGCGGCGCCGAUGUGGCUCGGCGAGGUGCUGCUGCGGAACCAACUCCCCCCCAAGGACAUCGUCAAGGUCUCCUUCGUCCUCGAGCCCUACCAGAACAUCCUGCCGGCCAUCUCCACAGACGGCAACAACCGCCUCAACGCAAACCGCAUGCUGCGCGCGCGCAAAAUCCUCGGAUACGUGGCCGAACGCAUCGAACCGGCGCCCACGAAGGAAGACCAGGAGGACGCCGACGCCGCGCUGAAGCCCCACGAGUACCUCGAGCUGUACUGCAACGGCCAGCUCAUCGACCCCAAAAUGACGCUCGCGUCGAUGCGCGCCCACGUCUGGCGCGGCGGCGGCGACGUGGUGCUGCACUACAAGGCCAACGGGCGGCGCGAGAUCCGGCCGCUGCCGCGCCACCACGGGCUGCCGAGCGCCCUGCAGCAAGGCGGCGUGUCGUCCGGGCUAGGCAGCAGUAAUGUGAGUGAGGGCAAGCCGAGCAGCGAGGCGGGGCGGAGUCAGACGGAGAGUGUGGGGGAGAGGGUUGCGUCGUAG
This is a messenger RNA of Boeremia exigua, 3252 nucleotides long. RefSeq lists its product as uncharacterized. The transcript is spliced from 6 exons. Bases 181 to 3252 code for a protein of 1023 amino acids. Lineage: Eukaryota; Fungi; Ascomycota; Dothideomycetes; Pleosporales; Didymellaceae. Gene Ontology annotation, molecular function: ubiquitin binding. The record is from RefSeq and is a predicted model, not a curated record. Gene Ontology annotation, biological process: protein deubiquitination; double-strand break repair via homologous recombination.